Molecule: messenger RNA, 3820 nt
Organism: Varanus komodoensis (Komodo dragon)
Lineage: Eukaryota; Metazoa; Chordata; Lepidosauria; Squamata; Varanidae
Gene: DLG3
Product: discs large MAGUK scaffold protein 3
Exons: 11
Coding region: 276-1445 (389 amino acids)
Biological process (GO): chemical synaptic transmission
Cellular component (GO): neuron projection; postsynaptic density membrane; neuromuscular junction
Molecular function (GO): protein binding
Source: RefSeq, a predicted model, not a curated record
CCCUGCCAGCUGCUGCUUUAAUGCCUUCCCGCGCAUCGCCCUUCUUGGGGAGGAGUGUGCGGCCCUGCUGAGGUGGCACGUCCAUGCCAGGCCUGGUCCUCUGCCGGGCACUGGGAGCUGACAGCAAGCGCCUGGUCUCCCAAGCUGGGCCUUUUGACGGUCCAGGGGAAGGUGGCUCGUCGGUCCCGUCUGGAUGAAACGCAUGACGCUCCUUCGCCUUAACCGAACGGGCAACCUAGAUGGAGAGGUGAAUUACAUGCCGGUUCCCUCCCUGAAUGAAUCGCCACGGUUUGCUUGCAGAAUACAGCCGCUUUGAGUCUAAGAUUCAUGAUCUCAGAGAGCAGAUGAUGAACAGCAGCAUGAGCUCGGGAUCCGGGUCGCUUCGGACGAGCGAAAAGCGGUCCCUCUACGUCCGGGCCCUCUUCGACUACGACCGAGCGCGAGACAGUUGCUUGCCCAGCCAGGGACUCAGCUUCUCCUACGGCGACAUCCUGCACGUCACCAACGCCUCAGACGAUGAGUGGUGGCAGGCAAGGCUGGUGACGCCGCGCGGGGAGAGUGAGCAGAUUGGCGUCAUCCCCAGCAAGAAGAGAGUGGAAAAGAAGGAGAGGGCGCGGUUGAAAACGGUGAAAUUCCAUGCCCGGACUGGGAUGAUCGAGUCCAAUCGGUCGAUCAAAACGAAACGUAAAAAGAGUUUCCGCCUCUCCCGAAAAUUCCCAUUUUACAAGAGCAAAGAGAACAUGGCGCAGGAGAGCAGCGGACAGGAACAAGGUGUGACAUCGAACACCAGUGACAGCGAGAGCAGCUCCAAAGGACAAGAAGAUACGAUUCUGUCCUACGAACCUGUGACGCGGCAAGAGAUUCACUACGCGAGGCCGGUGAUCAUCCUGGGACCCAUGAAAGACCGGAUCAACGACGACCUCAUCUCGGAGUUCCCACACAAAUUUGGCUCCUGUGUGCCACACACCACCAGGCCCCGGCGUGAGAAUGAGGUGGACGGGCAGGAUUACCACUUCAUGGUGUCCCGGGAGCAAAUGGAGAAAGACAUCCAAGACAACAAGUUCAUCGAAGCUGGGCAGUUCAACGACAAUCUCUACGGAACCAGCAUUCAGUCUGUGCGGGCCGUGGCGGAGCGGGGGAAGCACUGCAUUCUUGAUGUGUCUGGCAAUGCGAUCAAGAGGCUACAGCAAGCGCAGCUGUACCCCGUCGCAAUUUUCAUCAAGCCAAAAUCCAUUGAAGCGCUCAUGGAGCUGAACCGGAGGCAGACAUACGAGCAAGCAAACAAGGUGUUUGACAAAGCCAUGAAACUGGAGCAGGAGUUUGGAGAGUAUUUUACAGCCAUUGUACAAGGAGACUCUCUGGAAGAGAUUUACAAUAAAAUCAAGCAGAUAAUAGAGGACCAAUCUGGGCAUUAUAUUUGGGUCCCAUCCCCUGAGAAACUGUGAAGUCCCCACCCUUCAAUCAACUUGUGAGAAGACCAGAGACCCCUCCCCUAGCCCUCUGCCCCAAAAGGGGGAGCAAGAAGACCACCCCUCUCCCUUUUUUAGAUGGUUGACAAUUGCGUUUUCUAGUCCGGUUUCUUUUUCUUGAGAUGGACCAUCCUCCAUCCAGUGACUGUCCCCACCGCUCCUGCAUGGACCUUCCUGCGGCUCCCUUAGAAAUGGAGACAAACCCCAUUUGAGAGUUUUGUGUGUUUUUUAAUUAAAAAAUUGCAAUCAGCAGUUAACAGUCAGCAAGCCAGGUGGGAGGUGGCAGGUGAGGACUAGCUGCUGAAGCAAUGGACUUGGGCAGCGACCCCCCCGGACACGCGGAGGACUGGCCGCCUGCGCAGCGUUUCCAGGACUGCCGUGAUCGCCAGCACUGUGAUUGAAGGGAAGGCAACAGAAUGCGUUUAUUUAUCUAUGUAUGUAAUUAUAUAUAAUAUAUAUGCUAUAUAUAUUAUAUAUAUGGGCUAGAAAACAUGAUGGGGUUGCUUAAGUGGUACUUUGUUAGUGCAGGAAUUGUGUCGCUGCCAUGCCUCAGCCGUUGGGCACAGAAGCCUGUUACGGCUGUGGUGAAGUUAACAGUCCCACGUGUAUUUGGGUGCUGCUCCAGGGUUUUUCCAAAGCAAAUCCUGUGCAGGAGGCUGCCUUGGGAAAGAGCAGAGAAGCUGGCGUCGCGAGGGAGCAAGCAGAGGGCCCAGAUCCACAUGUGAAGCGACAGCAGUUGAUUUGAGCACGAGAAUGCAAAUGGAUAGUGCUACAUAUUAAUUGCACAUUGUUUUUACGUCACCUGAUGUGUUUGCAUGAGAGGGUGGUUCUUUUUUUUUUAAGCUGGUGUUAAACCAAAAUCAUGUUUGUGUUGGUGUGUUGGCUUUUCAUUAUACCAAGCUUUUGAUUUUAAUAAUGAACUGAACGGGUAUACAAUCCAGUUUUUUAACUUAUUUUUUAAGGUUGUUCCAUUGUAAAUAGAUUCGAAACCCAGGCCCAACCUACAGACCAUGUGGAAUGAGCACACCAGCUGUUCUGUGUUGCAGGGGGUCACUUUCCUGUAGAAAGACUAAGUUCCAUCCCAUUGACUUGUCCCGAUGGAAAACCAUGGAGUUCCGUGCAGUGAGAAUCUGGCCGCAGCAGCAGGCAAUGGGGAGAGAAGCUGUGUUUUGGAGGGACAUGGUACUUCGCCCGUGCGAUGGAAUUUAGGACGGGUUUCUCUGGGAAUCUUUAUCUUUAGUGGAGCUUGGCAAAUUCGGGUGGCAGCGCUCGAAGCCCUUCCUGAACAAGCACCUCCUCGGGCUCUGCACAGAAGAGCGCCAUCUCUCCUGCCCGGCGUUCCUGCGUCUUGCCGCAGAGCGGCCUCCCUGCCAAGCUCUGCGUGUGCGUCAGGACGGCAAAGGGCCAGUGGGAUGCUGAAUGCGCUCUGUGGCGAGGCAUAGACUGUUAGUCUUCCAUGGACUGAGGCUGGCUGCUUCUGGGAAGCUCAUCUAAGUAAUGUCUGUCAAUGUAUCAACUGUCUGGGUGCAAAGUUUCUUGUUGCUCACUCACCAAGAGAAGCAGCUGGAUCAGUGGAAGUCCUGGGAGGAGUUUGCAGGAUUCCUAGUUUGGUACGAGCCCUUGCCUAUUACCCCGGGGGAGAGGGAGAGUAGUCCGUUUUCCUCGCCUUUCCCCCAUCCUCAACUGGUGAUUUGUGCACACCUGGUUUCCACAGAGUGAGACCCAUGGCUGCUGUGGGAGGAGACCCGAGUGUCUCUGGUCCUGACCCGGUGAGAUGGGCCGGGCCUCGGAGUGUAGCGGGGGGGCGAUGCUGCCCACUCCAUCGCUGGCAGGUAGCUGCGUCAUUCAUUGUGUGAUUUGUGCACGGGCUUCAUUGUUCAAUAUGGGUGAAAACUGUCAUCUUGCGGAGAUUCAUUCUGGUAAGCGAGAAGCUUUUCCGUAUAAGCUGGUGUUGCGAGAAACCUCAAGUAGAAGAAGUCUGGUAGUACUACAGCUGUUGUUUGCUGGCAGGACCGCGAAGAACCAAGAUGAGGGAGCUGCGGCCACGCGCGAGUCCCUGGGCAAGGCGACGUGUGCGAGGGGCGGCCCCUGCCUCUGCGCGGUUGGCGUUGCACGGCGCGUUAACAAGGACAGGCCCCCGUGCACCCCAGGAGCAGCUUCUGGGCCAGCUGGUCUCCAGGCUCCAACUCUUUCUUUUCUAAUAGCCUGUCACCUUGUCUUCUAUAGGCCCGUGGAGAAAAGGCCUCUCGUACUCCAUGGCAUAGUUGAGAGUAUCAAUCAUGACACUAGUUGGUUUACCAGUGUUUCUUCCAAGGAGACAUAUAUUUUUAAUAAACAGAACGUUGCAAUGA